GCGAAAUCUGAAGUGUUUCUUCGAAUACGACCCGGCAACAUAGAGCAAUGGCCACUCACCAGCCACAGUCGAGGCACUUUGACAACAAAUACUUGCGAAGUUUCUAUCAAGAGGCAGAAUUCGAUUGGAAACAUAAAGAGGUAAAGGAAAUCGAAAGAAGAAUUACCAGCUUCGUGCAAAAAAUCUCGGAUUACAUCGGUGGCGAAGAUCCGCUGUUUCAGAAUACUGUCAUUCCAAGUGGAAGCUAUUUCGAAGGUCUCAAAGCAGUUGGCCCUGAUGAAUUCGACUUUAUGAUUUGUUUGACGGAAUUGUCAGAACCAGGGGUUUGUGUUAUAAAAGAUAUCGAGAGAAAGGUUCCUGAUCCAGGUUACGUAGAUGUACAAAUUGAACACGAGGAGGUUAGCGAACGGUGGAAGCAAUACAUUUCGAGACGAAAAAAUCUGAAGUCAGAUGCCCUCUUGAAUAGAUUCAAGGAUCUCAUUGAAGAAGCUGUAAAGAAAAAAAAGCAUCAUUUAAGAGGAUAUAUUGAUGAAAAUAUCGAGAUUGAGCUUAGAAAGAUACCUGUCACAAUCAAGUUAACUUGGAAAGGAAAGAAAUACUCUAACUAUGAGAUAUGCUUGGACUUACCUUUAUGCAUUAAAGGUCCCAAUUUCUGGCCAGAAAAAUCAGACAUACCAACCAGACUUAAGGAUAGCAGCCAUCCCGGUUAUAAAGUUUUUAAAAAGGCUGUUAGAGCUGGUUUUCAUCUCGUCGCUUCAACAAUUGGAGAGUCAGGAAAACACAGGCCUUGCUGGCGUUUAUCAUUCUCCGUUGCCGAGGGCAUUGUUUUGAAGAAUAUUUGUCGAAAUCCAAGUUUCAUUCACAAAACGGCACUCAAAGUUCUCAAAGUUUUACGAAAGAAGCACGAAAGCGGUCUGUGUCUUUAUGAAGAUCCAGAUGAUCCAGGCGUCUCAUACAAAAUACAAUGGGUCUUUCAUUCGUAUGUACUGAAGACGAUGUUUCUUCACGAAUGGUGUGAAUUUCCAGAUGAUUUGUUCUGGGGCUCUGAUCAGCUUGGAGAACGUGUUCAGGGUAUUCUUAAAAGGAUUCGAAGCAGUCUAAAAAGCAAAGACAUUCGCAGCUUCUGGGUUCCAGAUUAUAAACUUUUCAAUUUUCGUGCUAGAAAACCGACCCAAACAAACAUCUGCGUGCAAAACUUAACAUCACUUAUACAAAACUUCACGAUCUAAUUUUCAUAACAAGUUUUUUCACUUUUUUUAAAGUAUUUUUUUUGUCGAGAGCAACCAUUUUCUUAUUCUCUUUGGCUUGCACUAAUUGCAUUCACCGAUGUCAUUAUAUGUUCCUUCGAUGUUUUGAUUAUUCUUUGAAAUCACAAGCAUUUGCAUUAUACUUAACUAAUCUCUCACUCUUGCUCAGAAGCGGAACCAUUCAGCGGAAAUUAAAUUGCCUGAUUGACAGGCCAUACAGAGCUCUGUAGAGUGCGAUGCUCGAUUUAUACACAAGAUAUUAAAUGAAGUUCAACUGAA
This is a messenger RNA of Stylophora pistillata, 1526 nucleotides long. Its product is annotated as cyclic GMP-AMP synthase-like receptor 1. NCBI's taxonomy places the organism in Eukaryota, Metazoa, Cnidaria, Anthozoa, Scleractinia, Pocilloporidae. The record is from RefSeq and is a predicted model, not a curated record.